AUGUCGCUGACACCCAGAUCCUCUGUUCCCAUGUUCCUCCUCCUCGUUCUUCUCCUUCCUUUGGCAGCAGAUUCUUCUCUUCACGAAGUUCUCCAUAGCCAUGGCUUGCCAGCAGGGCUCUUCCCUCAGAGUGUAAAGUCAUACAAUUUGGACCACACGGGUGGUUUGGAGGUGCACCUGGAUCGUCCCUGUUUGGCUCAGUACGAAACAAGAGUGUUCUUUGAUAGUGUGGUGAGGGCUAACCUCAGUUUUGGACAACUCAAAGUGUUAGAGGGCAUGUCGAGGGAAGAGCUUUUCUUGUGGCUACCUGUGAAAGAUAUCAUAGUGAGUGAUCCAUCGUCUGGACUCAUUGUUAUUGAUAUUGGUCUUGCCUAUAAACGCCUCUCUUUGUCUCGGUUUGAAGACCCCCCAAUUUGUAGAUCUCAAGGUCUUGAGCUUAAGAUUGGAGGAAGGAAGGGUGUUGGUUUUGAAAUUCAGAGAUGA
Abrus precatorius (Indian licorice) is the source of this 483-nucleotide messenger RNA. RefSeq lists its product as uncharacterized. The transcript is spliced from 2 exons. The coding region runs from base 1 to 483 and encodes 160 amino acids. Lineage: Eukaryota; Viridiplantae; Streptophyta; Magnoliopsida; Fabales; Fabaceae. The record is from RefSeq and is a predicted model, not a curated record.